AAAGCAAGACAUGAAGCCUGGAAACUUUUAUAAAAAUAGGAAGUCUAUAGUGGGCAGGUCACAUGUCUAAGAUGACGACACUGAAAUUCUUAAAAAUUGAGUUUCACGAUAAAAGAAUUUAAGUUAAAUUGGUUGGUAUACGUGGAGAGCCAGCUCGACAAACAGUCGUCACUCUACUUAAGAUAGCUCUGAUUGUUUGGUGAACGCAUACUUCUAUAUAAAGUACCUCUUUGUGCGCUCCGGAGGUUUCAUAAUUAAUCGAUAAUUAGUUUACUUUUUUUAAGUUAUGGAUGUUGAUCCCUUAAGUGUUAUUCUUGUAAAAAGUGAUAGUAAAGGUGAUAGGCUUCUUUUUAGAUAUCCUUAUGAAAUAAAUAAACGUCAGGAAAAUGGCCAACUGCAUAGAAAAAAAAAUCCUUAUGCUCUAAUAGUUACUGAAGAUUUACAGGGUCCUCCCCCUCAAAACUAUAGUACAGAAAAAGACUGCUUAGCCAAUUUUGCUGAUGACAUACUUUCAAAUUUAUUUGCUGUGAAACAAGAACUGUGCGAAGCGAAGUUUGAAUUAAAAGUUAAUGAUGUCAGAUUUGUUGGACAUCCAACAAUGGUUCCGCCCUGUAGCAGGAAAGGUAAAGCACCUAACAGACCCAUAGUACUCAUCAACAUAGUGUUUGCUCUUCAUGCAACGGCUAAUCAUUCAGUAGUCAAAUGUUAUUAUGAACUUAGCAAAAGAUUUGGUGUUGCUUUGAAGCAUGAAGAAAGGAGAGUUGGUUAUGUAUACCAAGAGAUGAAAGCUAUGAUUGCUGCCCAUGAUGAUUAUGGCAGGCCUGAAGAAGGAGCAGAGGUUAGAAAUCCUUUUGAAGUGAUAUUGGAACAAUGUUCACUUGCAAGAGAUCUUCGGAAAGCCUACAAUGAUCUCAAAAUCUCUGGGCUUGUACAGCUUCGUGUAAACAGGUGGAUUUAUCUCAGUUUCUGUCUUCCCCAGAAAGUUCAUCAACUCCACAAUAGAGCACUGAUGGUAGAACCUGAAGCUAUUGAUAAGUGUCUUGAGAGUAUUCGACCCUACCAUGGUAUUCUACUAUUAGUGGAAACUAAUCAGUUGCUUGAUAGCUUAGUACCUGAUGCUUCCCCUGCCCUUAUAAGACUUCUGAAAAUUUAUACACCUUUAAAGUCAUUGCAGACUCUUUCUGCAGAUGCAGAUUUAACUCUUACACAGGUUUUUAAUCUUUCAGGUCAUCUUGUAUAUUGGGGUAAAGCCAUUUUUAUUUAUCCAUUAUGUGAAACAAAUGUAUAUAUGACGGCACCAGGGGCUCCCGUUCACUGUAGAUCUCAUUUAGUUGAAAAGUUUGCUGAACAAUUUUCAGGAUAUUCUCUGAUUCAGAAUUCUAGUUAAUGCAGAGAUGUGGAAUUACUAAUUGUACUUUAAAUAGUUGCUCAAGAACUACAUGCCGGCUUAUCGAAAAAUUAGGCUGUGAUGAGUGAAUUUUCUCUUCCAAUCUCAGUUCGACAUAAAUUGUCACCAUUAAGUUCAGAUCCACACUUGGAUGUUCAAAUAAUUAUAUGGCUUUUGCAACAGAGGCUAAUAAUGCAGCUUCAUACUUAUAUAUAUUAUAUGCCAACUUCGAAAGGUCUCCCACAACAGGAGACAUCCAGUCCUGAGGAUGCAGUGACAUCUAGUGAUGAGACAGGCGGAGAAAGCAAUUGGGGUAGCCAGCAAUCACAAGAUGACUGUCUAAGCAGAUUGCCUCCGGAAGAGCGAAAUGCCUUGAGCUCUGGAGGUACCGAACACAUUAGGCUUCUUGUCAGACUCAUCUUAUUGGAUUACUUACAAGGCGAACAUCAUAUAGAGGAGAUCAUGUACACUGAGAACUUACGUCGCUCUCAAUUGAUGCAAUUAUUAGACAAGUUUCGUGAAGUUCUGGUUACCUGUGAGGCCCAGGACCCUGCUCUUGCUUUGUUCUAUCCUCAGUAAUAUUAGUAGAAUAUGCGCAAGUAACUUUAUCGGUUUGUCCAAACGACAAAUUAUAAUGUGAUAUAAUUGUUUACUAGGCCUAAUAGUUAAAAUUGGGUUUGUGUUUGUUAUUACAUACUGCCAAUUAGGAUUACCUGGUCAUUCUGAUUAAUUAAUUACAGUCAUUUAAAUAAAUCAAUCACAUUUAGCCCAUUUUUUUAAUUGUAUAUUCUACUUGAAAUAAUAUUAAAGUUUUAUUUUUUUAAACUUUUUUUUGUUAUGACCAAUUUUCCUAAAACUAAAACCCAAAAUCUUGUUCUAGCUGAGAAGCUUGAAAAUUAUUAUACUUUAAUCGAAAUUUGAAAUAAAAAGAACAACUUACUUUUUCUGUACAUAUUUUCAAAACUUAUAUCAAAUAAAUUAAUAAAUAUUUUCAAGUUAACAAUCAGUGUUGUUAAUAAUUAAUAACAAAUCUUUUAGUGUCUUGAUGGAAAUGAUUCAACAACUAAAUAACUUAAACAACAACUUGACACAAUACUGGCUACUUUUGCAGACGAUACCGCAAUCCUAAGCUCAAAUAAAAACCCUGUUUGAGCAUCUACCACUCUUCAAAAUUAUCUGAACGAUAUUGCAGAUUGGGCCAUAAGGUGGAAAGUUAAGAUGAAUGAAAAAAAAAGUGUGCAUGUGGUAUUCACUCUUAACCAUAAACCUUCACCAGAAACAUAUUUUAAUAACAUUAAAAUUCCAACAUCAGACGUAAUUAGGAAUUUGGGUUUUUACCUGGAAAGACUUACUUGGAGGACUCAUCAGACAAAAACGAAUAGAAUUAAACAGACGAUACGGUCUUUUAUCCAGAUUACUUGACAGACGUUCAAAAUUAUCUUUAACUAACAAACUAACCCUUUAUAAAGUUUUACUUAAACCUAUUUGGACUUACGGCAUAGAACUGUGGUGUUCUGCUAAAACUUCUAAAAUUAAAAAAGUUCAGUGCUUUCAGUCAAAAGUGUUGCGAAGGAUAGUUGACGCACCGUUUUAUGUCACAGAUGAUACACUACAUAAAGACUUAAACGUACCUACAAUUUUAGAUACUGCAAAUGAGAAAUACAAUAACUUUCACCAAAGACUGAUGUACAACAUGAAUCCCCUGACAGAAAUUCUUCAUCGUACAAGAAACCCGUACAUCCCACUACGACGAUUACGUAGGUGUUGGCCAAGAGACCUGCUGAACUGAUUUAUAUCCUGGACGUCAUGGGAAGCUGUGAAGCUGCCAAAAAAUUUGCUCCUUGCAAAUUUAAUCAAAUCAAAUGUUCUACAUUUUUGUUUCGUUAAUAAAUAAAUAAAAAUAAUCUGGAACUUACAGUCUUUUAAAAAAGGCUAUAGAGAAGAAAUGGAACAUUGUAGAUUUCAUUAAGUGGGAUUAGAAUAAUGCGGCAGGGCAAGACUGACCAAAAAAACUCAAAACCUCAUUUUCCACAGAAAUUGCCCUUGCAAUGUGGCUGACGAUAUGUCAUUAUUUUUAAUUAAUUUAAUUGUUUAUUCUACAACCUAAAUGAAUUGGUGAUUAACCAUGAACCAAUGAAACUCAUAUAAUAAAUAUUUUACUUUUAUUAAAUACAUUACAACAUAAUAGCAUAUUAAACUAUCUCGAUGUAAUAAGAAACUGCUUUAAAUAUAUGUAGAUAUAUUUUUCUUUUCCAGACUUUAAAGGCAUUAAGAAUAGUCACAGAGUGGUUUGGUCAACAUUUAGUACUUGCCGAAUAUUCAAAUUAAUUCUAGCUCUACUCAAAAACUGUAUGUAUUCGUCUCCUUUCGGCCAAGGAGUUGGUAUAAUUCUUGGCACACCAUGAUAGCAAAGUCGACUUUCACC
This is a messenger RNA of Nezara viridula (southern green stink bug), 3812 nucleotides long. The record is from the annotation of a GenBank genome assembly. NCBI's taxonomy places the organism in Eukaryota, Metazoa, Arthropoda, Insecta, Hemiptera, Pentatomidae.